AUGGUUGCGUCUUCAGAGAGCUUGAUAAAAACAAAAGGCGGUAAAAAGAUUUCCAAACCGCUGAUGGAGAAAAAGAGAAGAGCGCGCAUCAAUACCUGCUUGGACCAGCUAAAAACCUUACUGGAAGGCUUCUACUCCAACAAUAUUCGGAAGCGGAAAUUUGAAAAAGCAGACAUUUUGGAACUGACAGUGAAGCACCUCAAACAUCUUCAAAACACUGAGAAAGUAUUCGCUGUAAACUCUGCGAUCACCGAGUACCAGGCUGGCUUUAGGACGUGCAUCGCCGGUGUGCAUCAGUAUCUCCUCAUGAGCAACGCGAACCCUGCGCUCAGGUCUAACGCGCUCGCGCAUCUGUCUAACGCGCUCCUCUGCCUCAGCGCGCGGCUUCCGGAUUCCAGCACCGCGGACAGCGACGGCUUCACGGCUCGCGCGCCCACCUCGCCUCGCACGGACGCCACAGCGAAAGCGUCUCACGACGCAAGACGGAAACAUACUGAGAUCUCCGGCAAAAACAAAUCAACACAAAAACACAUCAGUGUAACCCGAAGCGGUAGAGCUUCUACAAACUUACAGCAAAAUUACUGGAGGCCUUGGUAG
This is a messenger RNA of Clarias gariepinus (North African catfish), 597 nucleotides long. RefSeq names its product hairy-related 3 (gene hes3). Gene Ontology annotation, cellular component: nucleus. Gene Ontology annotation, biological process: anterior/posterior pattern specification; regulation of neurogenesis; regulation of transcription by RNA polymerase II. The transcript has 4 exons. The record is from RefSeq and is a predicted model, not a curated record. Lineage: Eukaryota; Metazoa; Chordata; Actinopteri; Siluriformes; Clariidae. Gene Ontology annotation, molecular function: RNA polymerase II cis-regulatory region sequence-specific DNA binding; DNA-binding transcription factor activity, RNA polymerase II-specific; protein dimerization activity. The coding region runs from base 1 to 597 and encodes 198 amino acids.